AAAUUGAAGAAAAGAAAGUUUUGGCUCUAAAAGUUGCUAGCUGUACUUUUACAGAUAUUUAUGAAAUCAAGUAAAAAGCUGCCAUCAGAUUUUCCCAGGGCUGAACAUGACUUUAAUGAUAUAGCUGAAACUAUAAUGACUGCAUUUCUGCAAGACAAUAAUUGCAAUGGAAGAAAGAAAACUGUCGGGAUCCCCAAUAAACUUGUUUAACCAGACUAAAAGUUCAAACAAAAUGUGGAAGAGGAUUAUAGUGAAUUGUGUGUUUUAUAAAUUCUUUUAAAUGUGUGGAAUUUUAUUAUGGGAGUAAAUUGGAGUGUUAUCAUUGUUUGUUAUUUUCUUGGAAUAUCAUUUUAUGUAGCAGGAAGCAGACAAAAAGAUAAAUACAAGAGUGCUCCACAAGUUGCUGACAUUGACUUUCGACAGAACUUAGUUUCGUUAGUAGGAGAUAGAUUAAAACUCCCUUGUAAAGUGAUAGGCAGUCCAAGACCUUUUAAAAUAUGGUAUAAAGACCAGCGACUACUGUCUUCAAAGUAUGAUAGCAGGUACAAGUUUGGAAGAAAUGCAUUAACAAUUGACCCAGUGGAAAAGAAUGAUUCUGGAAUUUACAACUGUCAUGCAGAAAAUGGCAUUGGUGAAUUAUGGAUUAACUUUACUGUGAAAGUGUUGACCGAAGAAGAAGUAGAGGAUUAUGAUGGGGAAGAAUACGAUGAUCCUGAUGGAAAAUGUCAAGAAGGUCCACCAAUUUUUAAAGAUAAAACUAAUGGUGAGUGGAUUGCCAGACCAGAAAUGUCUCCUGUGGAAAUUAAAUGUGUUGCUUGUGGAAAACCAAAGCCUACAAUUAAAUGGUUCAAAGACAAACAGUUCAUUGACCCUGGUGUCACAGGAGGACGGUACAAUGUUCGAGAAUACCAACUAAAGAUCGAUAGACUUCUGAAAUCUGAUGAAGGCAACUAUACAUGUGUUGUUGAGAAUGACCUUGGAAAAUUGAAUUUCACCUACAAACUUGAAGUUCUAAUGAGCAGAAUUACAAAACCAGUAAUAGUGGGACCAACAAAUCAGACAGUCCAAGCCGGGAGUGAUGCUAGGUUUGAAUGUAAAGUGUUAAGAAAUGACCUACAGCACCAUACACAGUGGUUACAACACUACACAGUCAAUGGUUCUUAUAGAGAUGAUGAAGGACAGCCAUAUGUCAACAUUAUACAGCAAUCCAUGGUGAAUGUAAGUCAACCUGAAAUACUGAUUAUAAGGAAUGUAACUAAAGAUAAUGCUGGAUGGUAUACAUGUUUGAUUUCUAAUCCACUUGGUAGAGAUUAUCAGAGUGCCUGGCUAACAGUUAUAGAUAAACAACCAGAAGCAGUAGCCAGUAGAUCAGGGGAGACAAACAAUAAGGAGCGAAUAGUUAUAUACAUUAUUGGUGGUGUCACAUCAGUAGUUGUUCUCAUCCUGUUACUCUUGAUCUUUAUAUGUUAUAGACGUUACAAGAGGGUCCAGUCUGGCAAAUACAGAAAUGUCAAAAGAGUAAUUGUCAUGAGACAGAAUGAGAUUUACUAUCCAGACAAGUCUUAUGAUGGCACUCAGCCACUGGUUCUACCAACAAUCAGAAUUGAACCUGGUCCAAGACGACGCUUGUCAUCAGAUUUGACAAUGAUGUCAGAGUAUGAUCUCCCUCUUGACAAACACUGGGAAUUUGGAAGAGAAAAGCUAUCACUUGGUAAACCACUUGGAGAAGGAGCAUUCGGUCUGGUAGUGAAAGCAGAAGCUGUUGGUUUAAAUAAAGCUCCAACAACACUACCUGUCGCAGUCAAGAUGUUGAAGGAGGAUGCAACUGACAGAGAAUUAACAGAUUUGAUACAAGAAAUGGAAGUGAUGAAAUUAAUCGGAUGCCAUAAAAAUAUCAUUAAUCUGCUGGGAUGUUGUACACAAAAUGGACCGUUAUAUGUUUUGGUUGAAUUUGCACCACAUGGUAACUUGAGAGACUUUUUGAGGUCAAGAAGACCACCUAAUUCUGCUGGAUACGAAAAGCCAGGUUUGGAAAAGGGUUCUUCAAGACCAUUAACAGAAAAAGAUUUAAUAUCCUUUGCAUACCAGAUAGCCAGAGGAAUGGAAUACCUUGCAUCUAGACAGUGCAUUCACAGAGAUUUAGCUGCAAGAAAUGUGUUAGUUGCUGAAGACUAUGUACUAAAAAUAGCAGAUUUUGGUUUGACCAGAAAUCUGACCAAUGUGGAUUAUUACAGAAAGACUGGAGAUGGUCGUCUACCUGUGAAAUGGAUGGCUCCAGAGGCAUUAUUUGAUAGAAAAUAUACUUCCAAGAGUGAUGUUUGGUCCUAUGGAGUCUUGUUGUGGGAGAUAUUUACACUCGGUGGAAAUCCUUAUCCUUCUGUACCAGUCGAAAGAUUAUUUGAACUUUUAAAAGAAGGUCAUAGAAUGGACAAACCUCCAUAUGCUUCGGAUGAAAUUAAUAGAAUGAUGCAGUUCUGUUGGCAUGAGUAUCCAUCAGGGCGACCAUCUUUUAAUAAACUUGUUAAUGAGUUAGAUAAAAUGUUGACUGGAUUGGCCAACAGGGGUGAAGAAUAUUUAGAUUUAGAACCACUAGAAAGUCCUACAAGUAUGUCUGAUAGCCAGUAUUCUUCUAUGUCUCGUAGCUCAAGUAAUUACGAUGUAACGAGCAACAGUACGGACUCUGAAUCUUCAUGAAUGUAACAGUAUACAUCCCAUCAUAUCAUAGUCUCUCUCAUGUACGAGGCAUUCACUGACAACUGUGUCUCAUACAACUAGGCAGCGAUUGUUUCAUAAUCUCAUUCAUCUGGAUGUCUUCCACAUUGUGUAGACGAAAAAAACAGCAUGUGCCAAUUUUAUUUUUCUCAGCUUGCUACUUGAGCAAGUGUUUUAAUAUGUAGUAACUCUUUUAUAAAGGAGAUUAAAAAAUGGACUUAUUUGCCACAGUGUGUUCAAAGAAUAUUGGAUUAUUCUAUUGUGUUCAAAGAAGACAACCAUUUUAUUCAAUCUCAUGUUUUUAUUACAAUAAGUGCUACAGUGAACAAAAAAGACGGGUUUUUGUUGCUGAAAUGUUGUAACCUCAUUGACACCAAAGACAAAGACGUAUAUUUGAAAUCCAGUGUCUGAUUUGUCAGUGAUUAUUUAUGUGAUUUGUGUUUGAUCAGGAUUAUAGUUGAUCAUGAUUUGUACAGUUAAUCAUGAUUUGUACAUGAACUUAUUUCAAGUCAUUGUAAGGCCAUUCCAUUUUAGAAACCUAGUAGCAAGCCCAUUGAGUUUUCUAUAUAUAGAUCAUGGGUUAAUGUUUCAGAACUACAACUUAAGGAGUUGUCACUUAAUUUUAAUCUUUAUCUGUUGAUUCUGCUAGAGGAAGAUAAAAUGGAAGCCUUUAUUGUCUUGAGGUACAAUUAGGUUUUAUUAAAAUACAGAAAUUUUAGUUGAUUUUAUAAUGAACUUUUAUAAUUUUUUUUACUGCAAAUAUGUUUUAUAAGCGAUCUGUUAAAUUUGCACUUUUUUCUCCACAUUUUCUAAGACAAAUUUUUUACAACGAAGUGAAGCUUACAAGACAGGACUGUUAAUAUUGUUAUGUUUGUUUUAUCAUUCUGCAAGUAGGAAUGCAGAAACCACAAAAACUAAUGUUUUUUAACUGGCUCAUAUGCUUAGUGGCAUUAUACACGAUUUUACAUUUGAUUUUGGUUAUGUAGCAGUUACCUUAGUAUACAUUUCAACAAAUAUUCAUUUAAUUUUUUCGAAGAAGAAACUUAAGUAAAUUUGGAUUUGUUUAUGCAAAAAAUACAAAGUUAUAUGUUCUGUCUUCUCAAGAAAAAGAUAUAUAUAUAUAUUAAACUUGGUAAUGCAAUAAAUUAAUUUGGAGUAAUAAAGGAAUUUGUAAACAUGGUAAAGCAGAUUCGAUUGCUCUAUAAACUAAAAAUGAUUAGUGAGUGAAAAAUAGAGUUCUAACUUUAACACCUUAAAAAAGAGUUGCUAGCCAACUAUGAAUGAUAAAUCAAACAAAACAGAAACAACCUGUGUCAAAUCGGGUACAAAUCAUGCAAUGGAACAAAGUAUUUUGUAAUUAUGGUCCAAUUAUGGACCACUUGGUGUAUAUAUAUAUGACCAGUAUGUAUUAUUAUGUUGAUGCAUAUAUUGUUAACAAUUAAUAAAUUUUAUGAUUCUGAAGUACAGAGUUUAUUUUUAGACUUGACAAUGAUGUAAAUGUUUUCUCUUUGUGUUCAUUGUUAAAUUAUGGCCAGGUGACGCCAUCUGUUGCUUACUUAUUAUUUCACUUGUUAAAACCUUAUGUAUCAAUGUUGCUCCUCUUUUGUGAUUUUUGUACAUAAUUGUUUUUUAUACUAGAACUGUUAUGUAAAUGUUAGAAUCCCAGUUCUGAUGAAAACUUUUUUUUACAUGUGACAUACAUGAUAUGCUUUCAUAUCUUUUAAAAGUUGUUUCUCUUCUGUUGUAUUUGGAAUUAAUCAAUUUCAAAUUUUAGUGAUCAAUUUCAGAAUUCAAGUUCAGAAACAAAAUACACCUGCAGAGAAAAAAAAUGCAUUAAAAUUGAAGAGAAGAAAAAAUCUUAAGAAUAUCACUUCUUCAACUUGCACAUAUAAAUGUCUAAAAAAUAAAUGUUCAAACACUUUUUUUCAUUUGAUGGAUAUUCUUUAAUUUUGUUAAUCUUGUCUCAUUUGAUAUGGUUAAUUGAAAUAUAAAAUUAUCAUUUUCCUAAUAUCUUUCAAUAAAAAAUUAUAGCAAGUUUCUUACAAGCAGUUUCAUGGGCCAUAUUCAUCCUGUGUAAUUACAGAAAACAUUUGUGAGUAAAAUAAUACUGAUUAGUAUUUUGCAUAAGCAUUUAAAAUAUACUUACCAUAUUACUUAACAUGUACAAGGUUGUAGAUUUGUCCGUCCAUUUUGGUUGAUUUUAAUUAAUUAGUGACUUCUCACUUUCAACCCCUUGCAAUUAACUGUGUUUUGCAAAUAGCUGUAUUAAUAGCAAUGAAGGUUGCAGAAAAAUUUUAAACGAUCAGUUUGUAUUUUAUCUUAAUGUACAAGAUGUGCAAAUAAUUGAUUCAGGGGUAAAUUAAUUUUAAACUGCUUACCGUACAAUUAAUCUAAUAACUUACAGUAUGCAGCACAUAAUUAAGAAAAUAUACAUGCACAUAGAUUAGACUUUCUGUGGCUCCUGUUGCGUUUCUGAAGGGUUUCAUGUCUUUUUUAUUAAUUAAACAAGAAGUUUAAUUGAUAAUAAAGUAAUAGAAGAUUUGAAAUUAUAAUUGUACAUAAAGUUAAAUCUGUAAAGGAUAUAGAAGAAAUGUCUAAAGAGAGUCACAGAAAGUGUAGGAAAAUAAUUGUAUUAGUUUUUUUUCAAUGGAAAAUGAUCUCAGAUAUAUAGCCCUACAAAAAUGAACCUUUUGCUUGUUACAGUAUUUAAUCAGUUUUGUAUAGUUUUAACACUGCCUUAACUUUUAUGCUUUGCCUGAUUGUGUUCACUAAUUUGGUUUAACUUUUAUUUUUCAGUUUUAAAAACUGCCGACUUUUUCUCGUUGAAAAAAUCAAAUUCAUUUAACACUGCCAGUUAUUAUUAUUUUAAUUCAUCUAUUUAACUUUUUAAAUUUCAUUUUAUUUAUGUUGAAAUUCAUCAGAUUUGUUGGGCAUUUUACAUAAAAUUCUGUUGUGUUCAUUUUUAAAAACAAAUUCAUUUUAUAUAUAAAUGUGUUCGAUGUGUAAGUUUACUCUACCUAUUUUAAACCAAUGUUAAUCAUGUUGUUGUUUUAAAUUUUUUUGUAUAUUUUACAAAUGUUUAUGAUAUUUUUCAUCCCCCCAUAACUGUUUUUAACGCAUUAGUUUCAAAGUGAUCAAAUUAAUUAUGCAAAAUUUGGAGAAAAUAAUUGAAAUAAUUUCGUUCAUAAACUUUAUUAACUUUUAUUAUAUGAAUAACUGUUUUAAGUUUAAUUAUUGACAAGUUCUUAAUAUUGGACUAUUUGAAACAUUUUGUAAUUUAAUAAUAAGGCCACAAAAUUUAAAAAAAUUUAUGUUGUCGGACAUUAAAUGCACAUGUUUGUGCUUUUUUGUCCAAACCAACAUAUAAAAUUAUUUUAAUAAAUGUCUCAGUAUUUUUUUAAGUAUUACCUUAUGCAAGAGUUUAUGGUGCAGAAUUAUUUGUCUAUGCAGUUCAUUUGUAUAAAUAUUGCCAAAAGUGUCUGGAGUUACUGUACAAGCUUACCAAGUUUUAUUAACCUCAGUCUCUUAAUUGAAGCCUGCCUUCUCUGGCAUAAAUCUUUAUAUAGCAAUACUGGUUUAAUGCAUUCAUUUAAAUUGUACAUGGAAAUUGUUUGAUAAAUGUAUCUGCCACAUGGUUAUGAUGGUAGCAAGAGCAAUGAACACAAUUUAUUUAUAUAUUAAAUUUCUUAACCAACACUUGGUGAAUAGGGUUUAUUAAGCUAACAAAGUGAUUAAAUCUUUUUAAAUGUUUUUUUUUUUCUAGUAUACUGUUUUGAUAAUUUUGGAAAUAUAUAUACAUAUGUGGUUGUUGAUAUAUUCUUUUUUUUACUAUCUGGACCAUGGAUGUCCUUUUCAAAUUUUAUUUCUCGUUGUUUCCAUAUCUGCAGGAAAACAGAUGCUAUUUUCGAUUAAUUUGUAUUCUUUUGAUAGAAUUUCAAAUUUUAUUACACUCCUGUUACUAGUAAAAGAUAUUUGAUUGCAUGUUUUUAAAUUUAACAAUCACUGCAAGAUGUGUAUUUGAAAAAUCUUUUUAAUAGUUCAUAUUGAUGUGCUUUAUAUUAAGUUUUUUUGAAAAUUUGUUAUAAGUACUAAAAAAAUACCUCUGAAAGUUCACUAUUGGAUAAUAAAUAAACUUCUGAAAGUUCCUAACAUGAUUUGAAACAUAAAAAAACAAUGCAAAAUUUGUCAAUUUAUUACACAUUGUUCGCUCUCCCGAAACAAUAGGUACAGGUGAGCUUGUGUCAUCGUUUAUGGUUGUCAUGUAAUCACUUUUUAAAAAUCUUUUCCAUUAAAUAUAAUGGACUGAUGGCAUCAAAACCUUUGGAACGCCACUUUGUAACUUUUGGAAUUAUCCCUAUGGCUAGAUUGACAAUUUUCACCCAUUUGUUUUGGUAUUUCUGGCUAUAACUUUUAGAAUUAGAUACAAAGUUAUAAAACAGUAAAAUUAUUGAACAACAAAAGUUCUAAAUAGGUGGAGAUAACUUUUAUUUGUGCAUCCAUGUAUAAGAGUUAUUGCCACCUUAAUAACAUUUUUUUUAUAAAUUUCAUUUUUUUUUGCAAACAUCUUUAAAAUUUUCAAGACAAAUAAAGCAAACAGAAAAACUUACCAUCUAAACAGAAUUCCACUGUACAAGAAAAUCAUGUGAUUGAAAUCUUCAAUUGGUGAGCUUUCAAGGAUUAAUUUAUACUACUUGUAGUAGUUAUCUUAAAGGGUUUUGUUAUAAUACUUGUAAAAGUUAUCAAGUACUGUUAAAAAAGUCUAUAUUAGAAUAUGAUAGGAUAUGUGUUGAGUUGUUCAAAGGUCACAUUUGCUGUUAUAAACUCAUACUACAAAUGUACAACAUUGUGUUCAAUAAUUGUUAUGAAAUUUUCUAGUCUGAGUAAAACUGAUCUGUAACAAUAAAAGGUCCCAAUAAUCAAAUUGUUCAUGUCUUUGUUGAAUUCAGUUGUAUCUGAUAGAAAGAAUUACAUCAAUAAAAUAAAUGUUAACAAUUA
Molecule: messenger RNA, 7707 nt
Organism: Mytilus trossulus (common blue mussel)
Lineage: Eukaryota; Metazoa; Mollusca; Bivalvia; Mytilida; Mytilidae
Product: fibroblast growth factor receptor 4-like
Exons: 19
Coding region: 298-2694 (798 amino acids)
Biological process (GO): fibroblast growth factor receptor signaling pathway; protein phosphorylation; multicellular organism development
Cellular component (GO): signaling receptor complex; plasma membrane
Molecular function (GO): ATP binding; fibroblast growth factor receptor activity
Source: RefSeq, a predicted model, not a curated record